Messenger RNA from Hypoxylon trugodes, 234 nucleotides. Its product is annotated as DNA-directed RNA polymerases I/II/III subunit 10. Gene Ontology annotation, molecular function: zinc ion binding; DNA binding; DNA-directed RNA polymerase activity. NCBI's taxonomy places the organism in Eukaryota, Fungi, Ascomycota, Sordariomycetes, Xylariales, Hypoxylaceae. Gene Ontology annotation, biological process: transcription by RNA polymerase II; tRNA transcription by RNA polymerase III; transcription by RNA polymerase I. Gene Ontology annotation, cellular component: RNA polymerase I complex; RNA polymerase II, core complex; RNA polymerase III complex. Bases 1 to 234 code for a protein of 77 amino acids. The transcript is spliced from 4 exons. The record is from RefSeq and is a predicted model, not a curated record.
AUGAUUAUUCCCAUCAGAUGCUUUUCUUGCGGCAAGGUGACCGGCGAUCUUUGGGAGCGAUACCUGAAGCUCAUUGACGAAGGUGUUCCUGAUGGCGACGCCAUGGACUCACUAGGCCUGAAGCGAUAUUGCUGCCGUCGCAUGGUCAUGACCCACGUCGACUUAAUCGAGAAGUUGCUGAAGUACACACCCGACGGACGCAACGAAAAGAAGAUCCAGUUACAACAACGAUAA